Messenger RNA from Periconia digitata, 1852 nucleotides. NCBI's taxonomy places the organism in Eukaryota, Fungi, Ascomycota, Dothideomycetes, Pleosporales, Periconiaceae. The record is from the annotation of a GenBank genome assembly.
AUGGCAACCAGUUCAUCUCUCUCCCUUGAAGACGUCAAGACACACAACAGUCCUGACAGUUGUUGGGUCGUCAUCAGCAAUCAAGUAUGGAAUGUGACAGACUUUCUCCCUUCCCAUCCCGGAGGUGCAGAGGCCAUUCUCAAGUAUGCAGGCCGAGAUGCUACUCAAAUCUACAACGAGCUUCACGCUCCGGGUAUGUUGGAAGAAGCUCUGGCACACGACAAAUUUAUAGGCGACAUUCUUCCUUCUAGCGACGUUCCGCCCAAGGCCACGAUCGAAGAAGCUUCAGCCGCCGAAAAUUCACUCCAACCUCAGAUCCAGACCCCAAUUAAAGCCGAAGCAGUCCAGACUCCAUCGCAAAGUCUCCUUCCUUAUGAGAAGCCACAUCUCCAUUCCCUCAUAUCAGCCGCCGAUUUCCAGGAGGUCGCGCGCCACACGUUAACUCCUAAAGCAUGGGCAUUCUACUCCAGUGCAGCUACCGAUCUAGUCACUUAUGGAAUGAAUAAGUCAAUCAUAAGACGCAUCAUGUUCCGACCGCGUGUCUUGCGCGACGUUAAGACCGUUUCCAUCAAGCGAAAAGUGCUGGGAUGCGAGUCCUCGACACCGUUCUUCAUAUCUCCCGCUGCAAUGGCAAGAAUGGCGCACCCGGACGGUGAAUUGGCUCUAGCAAGGGGAGCUGGAGAUGAGGGCAUCGUGCAUUGCAUAAGUAGCAAUGCCAGUUAUCCUCUCUCGUCCAUCGUCAAAGCCGGCAAUGCCGACCAAACAUUCUGGCUGCAGUUAUACGUGAACUCGGAUCGAGGGAAGACCGAGGAACUUUUGCGCAAAGCUGCUGCUCUAGGAAUCAAGGGCAUCUUCGUCACUGUUGAUGCUCCAGUCCCUGGUAAACGCGAAGCGGAUGAGAGGAUUGCAGCUGAAAACGUCGCGAGCGCCAUCUCCGGUGCUGUGGCAAGCAAUGACAAAAAAGGUGGUGGGAUGGGUCGUCUGAUGGCGGCGUAUGUUGAGAAGAGUUUGAUCUGGGAAGAUAUUUCCUGGAUCAAGAAAGUGUCUGGCCUGCCUGUCGUCCUGAAGGGUGUACAGAGCGCUGCUGACGCGAUGAUGGCUGCUCGCUUCGGAGCGGACGGUAUCUUCCUCAGCAAUCAUGGCGGUCGAUCUCUCGAUGGUGCUCAACCCAGUAUCCUAGUCUUGCUUGAGCUCCAUCGAAUCUGCCCUGACGUCUUUGAUAAACUUCACAUAUACAUUGACGGGGGCUUUGAGCGCGGCUCUGACAUUCUCAAAGCAAUCGCACUCGGAGCAACUGCUGUUGGUGUGGGACGACCUUAUCUGUACUCCCUCACGUACGGUAAAGAGGGAGUUGAACAUCUUACACAAAUCCUCAAAGACGAGCUAGAGACUUCGAUGCGACUGUGCGGUAUCACGGAUAUCAGCCAAGCACACCCAGGGCUUCUCAACACGAGCGAUAUUGAUCAUAUGGUGUCAACAAGCGCAGACGAACAUCCAUAUAUUCGGUGGAAGCCAAAAGCGAUGCUAUAAUUCGACCGCAAUGAUAUGAUAGACUGAGACAUUAGCGUCCAGAGCAAUGUGAUGUAUGAUUAGCAAGGUUGACUUAUGCAUUUUUGACCGUCUGCAGACCUACCUUCAAAGCGCAAAUUAAUUAUAUAGCAACAAACUGACGUUUGUAUGUAGACUAGAAUUAGAUGAAAGGAAUAGUACCAGUUCCCAAUAUUGAGUCGCUUGUAUGAGGCGCAUCUUCCUACUUUCAAUUAAAUGAUUUGACACGCUACUGUCAAUUAAUUCAUGGUUCCAGUUUCGAUCAAAACUGAAGUCAGAGAACUUGACAUGCACAGUGUAUCGU